CCAAGUACCACCCCACCAUUGGCCAGCCAGCCGGCUGAGCUAGUCAGUCUCAGCCAAGCAGCUCGUGUGUGCCCAUUGACUCAUCCAUUCCUUUGGGAUAUCCGACACCUUCUUGAUCCCUCUGUCUGCCCUCCUGCAACGACCCUGCGAUAUCCUCACGUCAUUUCCAGUGCUCUUGUUCUCGUGCAGACCAUUGCUGGGGCAGCGCGGGGCACUAUGGCCGCCAAAGUCAUCCUCCCUGAGGAGGGCAAGAAGAACACUCUCAUCACGAGUGCGCUCCCAUACGUAAACAACGUCCCCCAUCUGGGCAACGUUGUUGGCAGUGUCCUGAGUGCCGACGUCUAUUCGAGAUACAGCAAGCUCCGUGACCGCCCGACUCUCUACAUCUGCGGUACGGACGAGUACGGCACUGCGACCGAGACCAAGGCUCUCGAGACCGGCCAGACUCCGCAGGAGCUUUGCGACGAGUUUCACGCCAAGCACAAGGCUGUGUACGACUGGUUCGAGAUUGGCUUCGACUACUUCGGGCGCACCACGACCGACCAUGGAACGAGAAUUGUCCAGGACAUUUUCCUGAAGCUCCACAAGAACGGCUUUCUCGAGGAGCGUACCACCACGCAGCCGUACUGUGAGAAGCACAACGCCUUCCUUGCCGACCGGUUCGUCGAGGGAACCUGCCCAAAGUGCCAGUACGACGAUGCUCGUGGCGACCAAUGCGACAAGUGCGGCAACCUUCUCGACCCCUUCGAACUCAUCAACCCACGCUGCAAGAUCGACAAUGCAACUCCGAUCCCUCGCGACACCAAGCACAUUUUCCUGCGCCUGGACAAGCUCCAGGGCGACAUUGAGUCUUGGUUUGAGAAGUCCAGCAAGGAGGGAGGCUGGCCUGCGAACGGCGUGGCCAUUACCAAGGCAUGGCUCACCCGAGGGCUUGAAGGCCGCAGCAUCACCAGAGAUCUGAAGUGGGGUGUCCCUGUACCGCUUGAGGGCUAUGAGAACAAGGUCAUCUACGUCUGGUUUGAUGCCUGCAUCGGCUACCCGUCCAUCACAGCCAACUACACGGAUCAGUGGGAGAAGUGGUGGAGAGACCCCGAGAACGUCAAGCUCUUCCAGUUCAUGGGCAAGGACAAUGUGCCCUUCCACACCGUCAUUUUCCCUGGCUCGCAGAUCGGCACUGGCGACAAGUGGACGCAGCUCAACCAUCUAUCGACCACGGAGUACCUGAACUACGAGAACACCAAGUUCUCCAAGUCUCGCGGUGUCGGUGUCUUUGGUGACUCGGCCAAGGAGACCGGUGUACCGCCUUCGGUCUGGCGUUACUACCUUCUGAGCAACAGACCGGAGACGAGCGACUCGCAAUUCAUCUGGUCCGACUUCGUCGCGGGCAACAACAACGAGCUGCUUGCCAACCUGGGCAACUUUGUCAACCGUGUGGUCAAGUUCGUCAAUGCCAAGCUCGACAGCACGGUCCCCGAGUUCUCGGCCAGCUACACUGACGACUCAUUCGACUUCCCUGCUUGGAUCGCCGAGGUGAACAAGUUACUGGGCGAGUACAACGACCUGAUGGAGGCGGUUCACCUUCGCUCGGGCAUCAAGAAGGCCCUUGAGAUCAGCAGUCAGGGCAACCUCCUCCUCCAGUACCGUCUCGACAACGCCGCUCUAGCGGAGCACCCGGAGCGGACAAAGACGGUCAUCGGCCUUGCUCUCAACCUGUGCAACCUCUUGGCGUCGAUCGUCUCGCCUUACAUGCCAUCUACAUCAACAGGCAUUCUCGAACAGCUCAAGGUGCCACUGAGCUCCAUUCCGGAUACCUUCAGCCCGGAUGUACUCAAGCCGGGCCACAGUAUUGGCAAGGCCACCUACCUCUUCUCUCGGAUAGAUAGCAAGAAGGUGGACGAGUGGAAGGAGCUGUACGGCGGCAGCCAGGCUACGCGAGCGGCGGAGGCGGCGGCCAAGAAGAAGAAGCAGGAGGACAAGGAGAAGAAGAAGGCCAAGAAGGCUGCGCAGAGGGCUGCCGAGGCUGCGGCCAAGGGACCCGCAGUGCCAGCCGAGAAGCCUGGAGAGAUCAAGAACCUCCCCAUUCGGCAAAAGUUGAUUGACAAGGAGGGCCCGUUGACCACAGAAGCGUCAACGGUGCCGGAGGGCACAGCACCAUCGAAAUAGACCUAGAUGAGAUAGAAAGCUGGCCGGGUUGUCGACCUUUGUGAAAUGGAGCAACACAAAACCGUGGAAAUUACCUUGUGCUCGGCCAAGAGCAGCGUCUGC
Messenger RNA from Microdochium trichocladiopsis, 2265 nucleotides. RefSeq names its product methionyl-tRNA synthetase. Gene Ontology annotation, molecular function: methionine-tRNA ligase activity; ATP binding. The transcript has a single exon. NCBI's taxonomy places the organism in Eukaryota, Fungi, Ascomycota, Sordariomycetes, Xylariales, Microdochiaceae. Gene Ontology annotation, biological process: methionyl-tRNA aminoacylation. The coding region runs from base 217 to 2163 and encodes 648 amino acids. The record is from RefSeq and is a predicted model, not a curated record. Gene Ontology annotation, cellular component: aminoacyl-tRNA synthetase multienzyme complex; cytosol.